Messenger RNA from Fonsecaea nubica, 540 nucleotides. RefSeq lists its product as hypothetical. The transcript is spliced from 3 exons. NCBI's taxonomy places the organism in Eukaryota, Fungi, Ascomycota, Eurotiomycetes, Chaetothyriales, Herpotrichiellaceae. Gene Ontology annotation, molecular function: peptidyl-prolyl cis-trans isomerase activity; protein binding. Gene Ontology annotation, cellular component: nucleus; cytosol. The coding region runs from base 1 to 540 and encodes 179 amino acids. The record is from RefSeq and is a predicted model, not a curated record.
AUGACGGAGACCGAUACUGGACUGCCCCCUGACUGGGAGGUCCGCCACUCCAACUCCAAGAAUCUGCCGUACUACUUCAAUCAGAAGACGCACGAAUCAAGAUGGGAACCGCCCGAGAAUGCCGACACGGACAAACUCAAGAUCUACAUGGCGCAACACCACAGCUCAUCCGCCAAUGCCCGCAUUGAUGGGGCUGCCAGUGAAGGCAAGAUCCGUGCAGCCCAUCUUCUGGUCAAGCACAAGGAUAGCCGGCGUCCCUCGAGUUGGAGAGAGACGAAUAUCACCCGGUCAAAGGAAGAGGCGAUCCAAAUGUUGAAGGGUUACGAAGAGCAGAUCCGCUCCGGCGAGAAGACCCUGGGCGACCUCGCUGUCUCCGAGUCGGACUGCAGCAGUGCUCGGAAGCGUGGCGACCUGGGUUUCUUCGGUAAAGGACAGAUGCAGAAGGAGUUUGAGGAUGCAGCAUUCGCCCUGCAACCCGGUGAACUGAGCGGCGUCAUCGAGACUGCUUCCGGGGUGCACCUCAUCCAACGAAUCCAGUAA